Symbiodinium sp. CCMP2592 is the source of this 3036-nucleotide messenger RNA. The record is from the annotation of a GenBank genome assembly. Lineage: Eukaryota; Dinophyceae; Suessiales; Symbiodiniaceae.
AUGCCGAUAGUCUCCGUCUCACCGGAAGCUGGGCAUGCCAUUGCCCUAAAGACUUCAAGUGACAUCUUGCGGCUACCAGAUUGGCCCCUGGAUGUAACGUGGCUGCCACCAGGGCACGGGCACUUGGGAGACCUUUUGGUAGCCUACGGAAGAGUCUUCCUGGAGAUCUGGCGGCUAGGAGACGACGGACCGAGGAGGCAGGCAAGGUUGGCCGGUACUUCAGAGGUCUCCUUCCUCUAUUCGGCGUCAUUGCAGGCUUUGCCCUUGGCAGUGGAAGCUGGCAGCGUGCUCUGUGCCGGGGGGACCUUCGAUGGCUUCGUUGUGCUCUGGACUGUGAGGCCGGAGGAGGCAAAGCUGGAGGCACCUUUGCAGCUGUCUGGACACGAAGGCGCCAUCUUCAGGACACGGCUCUUCUUGGAUGCGACGGUCCUGCUCACGGCUUCCGAUGACCGCACGGUGCGGCUUUGGGUGGAGGAGCGAUCGCCACUGCUCCAUGGCUCCGUGGGACAGAUUGAGGCCAAGCUCAGUCUCUCUGGCUCUCCUUUCCGCGGCUGGCGCUGUGGGGCGAUCUGUCGGGGACAUGGCUGCCGGGUUUGGGACGCUCUGCUUUGUCCCAUCGGAUCUUUGAGCUUUGGCAUCGUGUCGGCAUCUGAGGACUCCAUCGUACGAGUUUUCUCUCUAGAGGGGACCUUGCUCAGAGAACUGCAGGGCCACCAAACGCGAGGCGUCCGGUGCUUGGAGGUGGUGGUGGAGCCACUAACCUGGGCCUCAGCUAAGUUCACCCAAGCUGACCUCGCCGUCAUCUCAGGGGGCGAAGACGGAGCAGUGAAGCUGUGGCCGCUUUGUGAUGUGGGUGUCUCCAGACAUGAUGACACGGCGGAAAGCAAGGGUGCGUCCAGCAGGGUAUGGCAUGUGCCACAAGCAGAGGACUGGAUCCGAGAAGUGGCGCUGCUUUCGCACAGAGAGGCCCUCGUCGCGACGAACUUUGGAAGAAUUUAUCGACUGCUGCUCCACGUCGAAGACGAUGACAAGCAGGUGACAGGCACUUUGCUCUUUGAGGAGUCGGGUGUGUUUUUUACUUGCAUGGGGUUGGGUGCUUCCGCGCGCGUUUGGGCUGGUUGCGCAGACGGUCGCGCCCUGACACUUGGUGUACACGACGGGCGCAGCCGGUGGGUAGAAGCUUUUCGGCAGUGCCGGGUCAGUGCGGCCUUCGGGGCGAAUGCUGGGCAAGGACUGCUGGCAGAUCACGCCGGCAGCGUGCAGCUUUGGUUGGAUGAUGCUUCAGAGUCUGCGCCAUCACGGCUUGCGGAAGUGAAGCUGGUAUCCUCGAAAAAAGGGGACAAGAACCAGCGCCUGCUUUGUGCUGAGCUUCUCACUGAUGGCCCAGCCUGGCUAUUAGGGGACGAGCAUGGCAACCUCCAUUUCGUCGACUUGCGGGACCAGUCACAUCGAGCUGUCCACGAGGGAAAGGUGCUUUGUUUGAAGCUUCUAUCUCAGAAGGACAGGGAGUUUCUUUCUGCAGGGGCUGACGGUACAGUGGUGCACCAUCGAAUCGAGUCAGAAGUCUGGACUCAGCUUUCAUCCCACAGACCGGGAUGUGGUUUGCGGCACCUGGCACACCUGUCCAUGAUACCCCGCUCAGGCACGUCAGAUGUGUCCAUCCCGCCCUUGCUGAUCGGUGCCUUUCAGAGUGCCGACUUCGUAUUGUGGGAUGCAGUGGCUGGACUGGAGAUUUGGCGAAGCCGGUGUGGCGGCGCCAAGAGGCCAAAUGAUCUUUUGGCAGACGGGGCCUCUUACACGUUCGUCUUCUCUUCCGCAUCCAAGUCGUUGGAAAUCCACUCCACCUUCACCCCGGAGGGCGCGUCUCCAGAAAGCUCUGCAGCUGAAGCGGCGGUCGCCCCCAAAGGCUUGCGGCAGCCCUUGCACGGACGUGAGAUUCACAGCGCCUGCUGGCUUCACCCACCUUCCGAGGAGCGACCUGGUCUCCUGGCCACCGCCUCUGAAGACACAAGUCUCCGGCUAAUCAGGUUCCAUCCCUCCAGCCUUGAGCGCAGCGCGGCGCUCACCCCGGAGCCAGCAAACGUCCGCUUUCCGGGCUCAGUGCGCGCUUUAGCAGCGACCGAGCUCCUGGUGAAGGGCCAGGGCACCAAGCUGCUCCUCUCUGGAGGCGCCAAGGGCAUCCUUCGGGCGCAUCUCCUUGAGGAAGUGAGUUCCCUGCGCUGCGUUUGGUCCACCUCGCUGGCCCAGGAUGCAGUGGUUGGGACCCCCAUGAUCGAAGAGGAGGAUGGAGGAGCCGCUAUGCGGCUGGAGGAGCGAGUGAUGGCCCUAAGCUGUAUCAACCUGGAGGCCUCCGUUGUGGCCUGUGCUGCCUCCUCCAGCGGACUACUCCGCACGUGGCAUCUGCGGUGGGGUGACGGAAAUUCCCUUGAGGCAGACUUUCUUCAGCGGCAGCGCGCCGCCAGCACCACUGCCUUAUGCGCCGAGUGUUUCCUGGAGCAGGGCUUCGCAGGGGUUGUGCUGGGAAGUGCCGAUGGGAAGCUGGCGGCCUGCAGCCUCUCAGUUCCAGGCCUUUGCUGGGAGCCUCGAGCCGAGCCGCUGCUUCAAACGCAGCUCCACGAUGCGGGUCUCAACGACUUGGCCCUCCAAAUCCUUCCUUCCGAAGGCUCCGGAGUACGGCUGCUGGUCCUGAGCGCCGGGGACGAUCAUCGCGUCUCCCUGUGCCGCCUGGACUUUGCCCUAUCUUCGGAACCCAGCUGCACGCUGCAGAUGGCUCGAAGAGUCGAUUGCGCACAUACCUCCGCAGUGCGCGCUGUGGGCUGGACCGGACCCUUCGCUCUGAGCCUGGGCCUGGACCGGCGACUGCGUGUAUGGCAAGCCGAUCGGGCGAGCUGCGAACUGACGGAAAGACGAGCUCAGGUGGUGAGCUGCAGCGAGCCAGAGGCAUUGGCCGUGUCUUCCGCAGGGCUGCUGGCUCUCGCUGGAAGAGGCGUCGAAGUUUGCUCUCUUGUGGACGUGUGUCCGGACGGAUCCAGCUGA